Messenger RNA from Neopsephotus bourkii (Bourke's parrot), 4572 nucleotides. RefSeq names its product leiomodin 3 (gene LMOD3). Gene Ontology annotation, biological process: myofibril assembly; pointed-end actin filament capping; muscle contraction. NCBI's taxonomy places the organism in Eukaryota, Metazoa, Chordata, Aves, Psittaciformes, Psittacidae. The transcript is spliced from 4 exons. Gene Ontology annotation, cellular component: striated muscle thin filament; myofibril. The record is from RefSeq and is a predicted model, not a curated record. Bases 2378 to 4072 code for a protein of 564 amino acids. Gene Ontology annotation, molecular function: actin binding; tropomyosin binding.
UGGAAAGCUCCAAGGGGAAUACCCGCAAAAGUUACUGGGAAGAAGAUGGGAGUUUUGCCUUGGAGAAGACUUUUACAUUCAGCCGUGUGUCCCAAGCCUGAUGGUGUUGUUUGUUGCUGUAAUGUGCCGUUUCCAGUGUGCCAAAACACAACGCAACAUGUUAGAAAAGGAAGUGAAUCCUGAACCUGAGGUAAUUUAUGGAGGAGAAACCUAAAGUAGGCAGAAUGUGAUACCCACCUUGGAAAUCUGUGGGAUUAGCACCUUUCUCACCAGGAGAGGUGCCACCAGGCAGUCCUUCAGCUUUGCAUCUGACGGAGUAGGCAUUGCUCCAGCAGUGUAGUAUUUCCUCAUCACGGUAUUGACAAGUGAUAUAUUUCUAGUUAGAAGAAAACCUGCUUUUCGAAUACCUGAUGGUGUUCUCAGUAUCUGUGUUUUCCUUCCCAAGUGAACUUUCAUGGGCUUAGCCCUACUUAACUUAGCACAUCUGACAAGACCAAGGCCCAAGAUGGCCUGGCUGAGGAUCAUGGAAACACAAGAAGGUGGCCAGGGGAUUUAUUUACAGUCAAGAAAUUAGCAAGUUAUAAGUAACCACUGAAUAGCCAGCUUCUGUGGUCCAAACAGCAUCACUUGGGAGAGUAACAUAGCAGCUACUGAAGAGCACUGAUUUAUUUGAUAACACCAGGAAACCAUUUAUGGACUCUAUCAUGGACUCCAAUCACUGGGGUUUAAAUCUGCUAGACCAGAUAGAUUGAUGUGUGGGCCUGCUGUUGUGCUUGCUACUGCUUAAUAUAAAAUAAGGAUGUCCCUUGAAAUACCAAAGGGGCAAAUGAAGCCAGUACAUUAUUGGCUUGGGUUUUUGUUAUAUUUUCCUUCACCACAUAUUUCCUUCUUAAAGUCUUGCUCUCUUCCCUGCUGUUUUGACAGCAUUAAUUAAAUGAGGACCUUUGGAUAAUGGCUUCUUAAUAGAGCUGAACAGGGCUUUGAUCACCAUGUUUCUUGUUACAAAACACAGCAUAGAGAAACCAUCCUCAUGCAGAGACUAUCUUGCUGCUGGCAGACUCCAGCGGAGCAUGGUUGAAGCUGUAAUGAGAAAUAUGGCUUAAAAAUUGAUGGGGCUUGGUUUCACAGCCUCUCCUCUUUGUUUGUUUUUUUCCUGUGAAAGAUGCAUUUGAUUUGAUACCCACUGCAAGAAUACUUGAAAUGGUAAGAGGAAGUCUUCCUGGUGCAAUGAGCAGCCCAAGCUGUGGUGUACUGAUACUGCACUGUGGUGGAAAAACUACCUGUCCUGAUACUCUGCUUUUACAAAGCAGCCAUGAGCACAGCGGAGAUUUGGCUUUCUGCAUUGAUACACAGAUUUAGAAGCCAAUGAAAUAUUCUGAACAAAGAAGGAGGUACUUCUUAGGUGGAACGGAUACUUAAUGAAGAAAUGGCCUUCAGGUAAUCUAUGGUUGCAUCAGUUCUAAAUCUUUGUAGUUGCUUAUUCUGUAACACAGUGGUAAAAAGUGGGAAAAGGAUGAACCUGAGCUGAGCUGUCAGCCAAGAUCUCUUGACUGAAAAUAACAUCCAUGACAGAGGCAGACCACUCAAGAAACAGGGUACUGGCAUUGCCUCUGGGCAUAGUGUACGGGAGCAGACCAUGGAUGUGCUGUGGGAAAUUCCAUGGGGAAAUGCUGCCUGGGGGACCACUCAGGUUGGUUCAAAGGGCCAGUUCCCAUCCCCACAUGGACUCCUGUCCCAAGCACAAGGUGUGUGUUUUACUGACUGUUCACCCUUUUUCCACCUUGGAGGAUUUUACCUUAACCAGGGCCUGAUGUUGGCUGCAUCACACCAAAACCGCCUGCAACAUUAGAAUCAUAGAAUAGUAGUGAAGAGCCUGCAUUCCUUUUUAAGAUAUCCAAGGCAUUAUGGACACAAAGACCUUGUGCUGAUUCUUCCCACGGUUCAGGAUUUCAGCUGCACACCUCCCAGGUACCAUUAAUGUCAUUCCACCCUCCCUUAGCAGUCCAAGUGCGGAUGAGGCACUCUAAGGCUUAGUGCUCCAGGAAUCCUCUAGAAAAUGGCCAUCCCCUGCCUUACUCGAUGGGGGACUCACCAGCUGCACUGAAAUGUCAGAAGGGUUUGCACAGCUGACAGGUUGCUGAAAAUGGAGCAUCGCCAUAAAUUCCUUUCAUCCAGCCAAGUGCAGCUUAAUAUAGACUUAGCUGCACGGUCUGUCUCCCACACAGAGACUGAGAGCUGCCACAGCUCAUGACCAAAGCAUGAAGUUGUUGAUUUAACCAAAUGAACUACUGCUAGUGAGGUGGGGAAAUAAAAUAUUCCUUUAAAAUUGGUCUUUCUCUUCAGGUUUGACAAGUAACAGAGGAAGGAGAGAAGGAACAUGUCUGCACUCAGGCAAAACUCUGAUGAUGAACAAGUGUGCACUGAGGACAUUGAUGAAGAUGAAAUCCUGGCAAACCUAUCACCCGAGGAGCUAAAGGAGCUGCAGUGUGAGAUGGAAGUUAUGGCCCCAGACCCCAAAGUCCCAACUGGGAUGAUACAGAGGGAUCAGACGGAGAAACCGCCAACGGGAAGCUUUGACCACAGGUCCCUGGUUGAUUACCUGUACUGGCAGAAGGCAUCCAGACGCAUGCUUGAGGAUGAGAGAGUUCUCGUCACCCUCUUGCCCUCCGAGAGAGGCGCUGCAGAAGAGGUGGAAGGAGAGGACGGAGGCGGCAGCAGGAGGGUGCCAGGAGCAGAGGGACAAGAGAGACAUUACAAAAACGAGCACUUGUCCAACUCAGGAACACAAUCUGGGGAGACAAAGAGGGAUGGGAGUGAUGUGGAGAGAGAGAAGGAGGAGGAGGAAGGUGAGGAUGAAGAAGAGGAAGAUGAUGAUGAAGAGGAGGAGGAGGAAGAGGAUGAAGAGGAAGGUAAGACCGAAGUGGAAACAAAGGAGACUCACACCAGUGAGAACAGUCACAGUAAUCAGAUAAGUAAUAAACCAGGUACAGAAUCAGCAGAAGCCACAGAAAAGCCAAGUGAAAAGAAGAUAUCAAAAUUAAACAUCCCCCAAAAAUUAGCGCUGGAUACCAGCUUCAUGAAGAUAAGUGCCAGGCCUUCAGGAAACCAAACCAAUUUAGAAGAUAGUCUGGAGAAAGUCCGAAAAAACAACCCAGACAUGAAAGAGCUCAACCUGAACAACAUAGAAAACAUCCCCAAAGAAAUGCUGAUAGACUUUGUCAAUGCCAUGAAAAAGAAUAAGAACAUAAAAACAUUCAGCUUGGCCAACGUGGGGGCCGAUGACAAUGUGGCUUUUGCACUGGCGAACAUGCUGCGGGAGAACAGGAGCAUCACCACGCUGAACAUCGAUUCCAACUUCAUCUCUGGCAAAGGGAUCGUUGCCAUCAUGAGGUGCCUGCAGUACAACGAGACGCUGACGGAACUCCGCUUUCACAACCAGAGGAGCAUGCUGGGCCACCAGGCAGAAAUGGAGAUCGCCAGGCUGCUGAAAGCCAACACCACCCUCCUCAAAAUGGGGUAUCACUUUGAGCUGCCAGGGCCCAGGAUGGUGGUGACCAACCUGCUCAGCAGAAACCUGGACAAGCAGAGGCAAAAGAGGCAAGAAGAGCAAAGGCAGCAGCAAAUGAAAGAGCAGAGAGAGUUGAUAGCGAUGCUGGAAAAUGGACUUGGGUUGCCUCCGGGGAUGUGGGAGAUGCUGGGGGGACCGCUGCCCCAGCUGAGGAUGCAAGAACCCCCACAAGCCCCGAAACCAGCCGACCCCAUGGCUAUGUCUCUGAACAAAAGGCAGGAGAGCACAAGGCAGCCAGCCCCAGAGCAGCCAUGCAGGGAGAAGCCCGUUGAAUUCAGAGUGGUCAAGCUGAAGAAGAUUCAGCGCAAACCUGCUGUGCCGGACUAUGUGGAACCCACCGAGAAAACCAACCUCAAAGACGUCAUCAAGACACUUAAACCAGUCCCCAGGAGAAGGCCACCUCCCCUGGUUGAAAUAACCCCAAGAGAUCAGCUACUAAACGACAUUCGUCAGAGCAACGUCGCUUAUCUUAAACCGGUGCCUCUGCCAAAGCAGCUGGAGUGAGAGACCAGACUGCCCCGAAGAAAACAAACUGGAAUAAAGACUAUUCAAGUUUUGCUUACAAGUCUUUCAGCAGAUGUUUUCUGCAGAACCCAGGUGGUAUAUACAACUUUGGGAACAAAGCUUGUGAUACGUAACUUUCUAAGUGUGGUGAAAAUGGCUGGCAUGGGAAAAGUCAGUGCUAAGCAUUUCCAUCAGGUAUCAAACAGUCCCAGUGCCAUCUGUCUCCCAAGUGGAUAUGAGGCUCCAGUUUGUUGUGGGAGUAUUUUCUCAGAGGCAUCAGUAACCUUGUCUUUCUAGAUUGUCAGCAAACUGUUUUGCUUCCACAUUGUCCUUCUGCUGCCAGAUUCUGCAGGAAAUGCUGUGUGCUUCAUCUUAUCUUUCUUUUCACACACAUGCUCCUUUAUUAUCCUCUUGUCCAUGAGAAAUGUUAUUUGGUUUCCAUGUAUACAGCUCCAUUUUUUAGUUAAGGAAACAGGAUUGAAAUAAAGCUCUCUGUAAGA